This is a messenger RNA of Iphiclides podalirius (scarce swallowtail), 909 nucleotides long. Lineage: Eukaryota; Metazoa; Arthropoda; Insecta; Lepidoptera; Papilionidae. The record is from the annotation of a GenBank genome assembly.
AUGUACUUGGAGUUGGGUGUGCUAUGGCGCUGGGGGCCUCUAAACCGCUGCCGCCUGUGCCUUACCGACAGCCGCAAGACGGAGACAAUUGGCACGUCACCGACAGGGGCGCCGCUUUUAGUAACCACAAAUCACGAGUGGCGACGGUCAAACGCCGGCCACUCCAUCGGGCGGCCGCCCGACUCUCCAAUCUCCGAGCUGGCUGACUUACUAGCUGGGUUAUUGCCACUAAAGGAAGUCGGAUGUCUUGUAACAGUACAGCAAACACCCAAGUCUUCAACCCUAAUGGAUCUAAAAGUGGAUAAUUUGUUGUUCGCUAUUGUUUGUGUAAUACGAAGAGCGGUUAUAAAUUCCCCAUCGCCGGUCCACCUCGGGUGCAAUUUGGCUUCGUGCGUGCCUCGUGCGCCGCCAGCUCUAUCAGGGCUGACGUCCAUCAUUCAUGCGCCGGUAUCGGCCGUAACUCACUCUUAUGGCCGCAAUAGCAAUUCAGCAUCGCUCCUUAUUUGCGGCAAGCGCUUGCAACGCUUCUCGACCGAGCCGAGCGCCUUCACCACCAACGACUCCUACACCUUUUGCGAUUGGAUGACAGGAGAGAAUUGCAGCCCGGCGAGUGCUUUCGCGACAAUAGGCCGCUGCAACGACGACAAUGCGCGCAUCUCUUCCACGCUAAUGAGCGCGUCCCGGCGAUGCGCGCGCGCACAAUGCGAGCGCGAUGGGCCCCCUGUCUAUCGCCGUGCGAAUCUCCCCCUAAGGCCGGUGACAGGGAACUCUCCAUCUCGCACGGCCGCUCGUGAAUCAGAUAGGGCGUCGCCUCAGCGCCAUCUAUCGCCGCGCCACGGCGAUCUAAAUAACCGCCCGAUCGGCCGGAUAAAUGGCCCACGUCGCCUUUCCCCGCUUGUUAGGCGCCCG